AAGCUGGUUAUGCGCAUUUCUAAUAGACACGAACAUUUGAACCCUAUAUAGUUAAUAUAACAGGUCAUUUUUUAGCUGUCCACUGCACGCGCGCGAUCAUCUGAGGUGGAACUCGUUGUGCACGUGAAGUGUGUUCCCCAAGCCUUCCGGACAAGGCGCGCGCACGUUUCUUCUCCCUUGCGCAGCGGCGCGCGGCUGUUCUCUUUGCGCCCCGCGAGUCACCGGACACCGCUGACACUCACCUCGCUUCCAGUGUGCCUGACUCCAGGAUUCCCCGGGAUAAAGACGUCUUCUGUGGCAGUGGCGAUGGUGAUUGACAGGUGAUCUGACAGAGGAAGACAUCAGACGCUGUCUCCGUGCUGGUUAUCAUGGGGUGUGUCUGUUGCAAACAGAAGAAGUCUGCCAAAGCAGCACCAGCAACAUCAGCAGCAGUAGACGUGACAGACCUGUCUCCUAGCAACGCAGAUGGAGGCCUUUCGGCGGCCUUGACUCCGGGCCGUUACUGUCCCGACCCCACCCAGACCAUCCCAGACUUCAACAAGGGCUUCUCGUCCAGCAUCAUCUUCCCCAACACCAACACACACCAGCGGCCUGGAGGCAUGUGUGGCGGAGUCACUCUCUUUAUAGCUCUGUAUGACUACGACGCUCGCACUGAAGAUGACCUUACUUUUCAGAAGGGAGAGAAAUUCCAGAUCAUUAACAACACAGAGGGCGACUGGUGGGAGGCUCGCUCUUUGGACACAGGCAACUCAGGUUACAUCCCCUCCAACUACGUAGCUCCUGUCGACUCCAUACAAGCCGAAGAGUGGUAUUUUGGGAAGAUGGGCAGGAAGGAUGCGGAGAGACAGCUGCUGGGCCAUGGCAACCAGAGGGGAACUUUCCUCAUACGAGAGAGCGAGACCACCAAGGGUGCUUACUCUCUAUCUAUCCGUGACUGGGACGACAACAAAGGAGAUCACGUCAAGCAUUAUAAGAUCCGCAAACUAGACAAUGGUGGCUACUACAUCACCACGAGAUCUCAGUUUGACACCGUGCAGGAGCUGGUAGAGCACUACACAGAGAGAGCGGCGGGACUGUGCUGCCGUUUGAUUGGCAGCUGUAAGCGGGGCAUGCCUAAGCUGGCCGACUUAUCAGUGAAGACCAAGGAUAUGUGGGAGAUUCCCCGCGAAUCCCUCCAGCUGAUUAAGAAACUGGGCAACGGCCAGUUUGGAGAAGUCUGGAUGGGCAGCAAUGAUGGACUGUGUUAUUACCUGACCAAGCCCUGUCCCAACUCCACCCCACUCACCAUGGGCCUCGGGCGGGAUGCCUGGGAGGUCUCCAGGGGAACGCUGUCAAUGCAAAGAAAACUGGGACAGGGCUGCUUCGGGGACGUUUGGAUGGGCAUGUGGAACGGUACCACCAAGGUAGCGGUGAAGACUCUGAAGCCAGGGACCAUGUCCCCCGAGGCCUUCCUGGAGGAGGCUCAGAUCAUGAAGAGACUCCGCCACGACAAGCUGGUGCAGCUCUACGCUGUCGUGUCUGAGGAGCCAAUCUACAUUAUCACUGAGUUCAUGAGCCAAGGAAGUUUGCUGGACUUCUUAAAAGAUGGAGAGGGGCAAAAUCUGAAGCUGCCUCAACUAGUGGACAUGGCUGCACAGAUCGCAGCUGGCAUGGCGUACAUCGAGAGGAUGAACUACAUCCAUCGUGACCUGCGAGCGGCUAACAUCCUCGUUGGAGACAAUCUGGUGUGCAAGAUCGCUGACUUUGGCCUGGCCAGGCUCAUUGAGGACAACGAGUACACAGCCAGACAAGGGGCGAAGUUCCCCAUCAAGUGGACAGCUCCAGAAGCUGCACUGUAUGGACGCUUCACCAUCAAGUCAGACGUCUGGAGCUUUGGCAUCCUGCUAACCGAGCUCAUCACUAAGGGACGAGUGCCAUACCCAGGCAUGAACAACCGUGAGGUGCUGGAGCAGGUGGAGAGGGGCUACCGGAUGCCCUGUGCCCCGGGCUGCCCCGCCUCGCUCCAUGAACUGAUGCUGCAGUGCUGGAGAAGGGAGGCCGAUGAGAGGCACACUUUUGAGUACCUGCAGUCCUUCCUGGAGGAUUACUUCACUGCCACAGAGCCGCAGUACCAGCCCGGAGAAAACCUGUGACCACACAUGUGUGGGACAGAUGUUGCGCAAUAAACGGACAAACAGAACGACAAUGACAGAUAGAUAGACGGGCAGACAUGGAUACAUACAUACAGAUACACUGCUAGGCAUGUCACACUACAUGUACAUGCUUUCAUUGUAUUUGUUCCACACAUAUUGAACACACACACACACACACACACACACACACACACAGCACACACAUAUUAAAAUACAUAUCAUUGCCUUGUUUAAUUGUUUAAAGACAGUUUCCUCUUUUUCGGUCACUGCUCACUGCAGCCCGAUCAGGACAGAUCAGUCAACCAUGUUGAAGAGCAGAGUCGGAGCUCUGCUGGUCAGGCCUUGCAGUAAUGUUGCUUUACUCAGUAACCAUGACAACAAGGAACUGAAAGAAGAUGUAGAUGGUUGUGUUGAGGUGGGGGAAGUCGAGUUGGUACAUGAUCUGUUCAGCUGCCAUAUAUGCUCAGGUCCUUUUAUUUGUGUGCGAUGUGAGCAAUUUAGUGGCCAGCUAUUUACAUGAGAUAGAAGUGUUGAUGCAGAAAUGAUAGAGGGUGCAACAGGUUUCAGACAACAGUUGGAAUGCUGUCUUUGGAAAAAAGUCAAAAUGAACCUUGUGAACCUGUGUGGUAACUGAGUAGAUUAUGUAUGCAGACACAGACAAUCCUAUGUAAGAUGCUUCCUCUUACAAUAAUCUUGAAAACAUAAAAGGCUGUUGAGCUGAUCCAUGUCAUCACCGAAAAGGGGGAGCUAAUUUCAAAUGUGCACCAAUAUGUGCCUUGAGGUCGGUCAAAUUAAGGGCUUUAGAUUUUAAGUACCUUUAAUACUGUGUUAGUAAAGUCUGAGAGAUGGUAAGGAAUGCUCUUUGUUUGUUAAUUUGUAUGACAAUUUUGUAUGAGCUGUCUCUUUUGUUGUUUUAAUUUAACUCAGAUAUAUCUGAUGCAUCACAAAGACUUGUAUAUCUAGCCAACAUGUAUACAGUUUCCAUCCAUUGGGAGGGCGGGGUGAAAUGUUACACACACAAACAAGAAAGAUCAGUGUUUGUUUUUUGACAAGUGUAACCUUUAUGUUGAGAUUGCCCUGUCAUGCUAUUGUAAUAAAGAUAAAAUAUCUUUUCUG
Chelmon rostratus (copperband butterflyfish) is the source of this 3248-nucleotide messenger RNA. It is a transcript of the gene yrk, whose product is annotated as Yes-related kinase. Gene Ontology annotation, cellular component: extrinsic component of cytoplasmic side of plasma membrane. NCBI's taxonomy places the organism in Eukaryota, Metazoa, Chordata, Actinopteri, Chaetodontiformes, Chaetodontidae. Gene Ontology annotation, biological process: integrin-mediated signaling pathway; innate immune response; cell differentiation. The record is from RefSeq and is a predicted model, not a curated record. The coding region runs from base 369 to 2132 and encodes 587 amino acids. The transcript is spliced from 14 exons. Gene Ontology annotation, molecular function: signaling receptor binding; ATP binding; non-membrane spanning protein tyrosine kinase activity.